Messenger RNA from Adineta ricciae, 1428 nucleotides. The record is from the annotation of a GenBank genome assembly. NCBI's taxonomy places the organism in Eukaryota, Metazoa, Rotifera, Eurotatoria, Adinetida, Adinetidae.
AUGCCUUCCGUUACUGAUAUUCAACAACAACAACCAUUAACAGCAUCAAAUACUCAUGGAAAAUCAACACCACCACCGACAACUACAGCGGAUUCAACAAAUGCCGAUCCUAUCACUCAAGUACUCAGCGUUCUAGAGAAGAAACAACGAAAUCUUGGAAAACGAAAGGAGAAAUUGGAAGCAUUUGAGAAGUGCGAAAAAUCUGGUAAAGAACUUCAUAAAGACCAAAAAGACGCGUUAGCCAAAUUACCGGAAGUGCUUGGUCAAAUGGAAUGUGUCAAAGAACUCAGCGAACAAAUCAAAAAGAUUCAAACCGAAUUUAUGAAAUAUCAAAAAAAUCUUUUGAAACAAGCCACAGCUGAGAAACGUUCAUUAGUCUCUCAACGUUUACGAGAAUAUGCUCAACUUCGGUAUCUUCUCGACCACCGGCCAACAACAUUGAAACCUGAAGAAUCGACGCUUUUAGAUGAACUAUCGACAGUAAUCAAUCCAGCGGAUAGUUCAUUAAAUUCAAUAUCUCGUUCAAUCGAUACAGUUCUAUCGAUCUAUCAGGGGGGAUCGUCGGCAACAUCCGUGAAAAACCUUCAGGGAAGAAAUGUUCACGACGUCCGAGCAAUUCUUGAACGUUUAAUUCAAACAAGUGAACCACAAGUAUCGUCAUCUGACAAGACCUCGGAACAAGUCCAAACCAAAGAAUCCGAUGAAACAAACGAGACCAAUACCGAGACCGACAAUGUUCAUUCGAUCGCAACUAAUAAUUUCAAUGAAUAUCCAUUUCAACUUGAUACGCGAACUCAAGACGUGUCUGUGGAACAAAUUAUUCAAAAUAGUCAGUUUCUUUCUAAUGAUUUAACUAAUCCAAGUCAAGAUAAUGAUGAUGAUCAAACUCAUGAUCCAAACCAAUAUUCACAACCAUCGACUGGUAUUGAUUUAAAUCAACAAACUUCUUCACUAUCGUCUUUGGAUAAUCAACAACAAGAUAAUGUCACAAAUCUCGUCGAUGCACAUGAUCAACAAGGUGACGAGCAGUGGCAACAACAACAACGUGGAAAUGCUCAGCGAGGUGGACAGUUUCCUAACGGAGGUGGAAACCGAGCCUAUCAUCGUGGUCGAUCGAAUAAUUAUCAUCAACAAUGGAGAGGAUCACGUGGUGGUGGUGGUGGAUAUGACAACUCAUACGGUAAUCCCAACCAACGAUCCUAUUAUGAUAACAAUAACCGUGGCCGUGGUGGUUCAAACCAAAAUUAUCGAGGUAAUCGUGGUGGUAAUUACCGUGGCGGCAAUCGCGGUUAUAACAAUAACGGUAAUGGAUAUCAAAACCCUGCUCAGUAUCACCCAACCAAUAAUCAACCACAACAAGUUCGUUCAGCACCACCAAACUCAACUCAUCCUCACCAACAUCCUCAACAACAACACCAACAACAAUGA